This is a messenger RNA of Drosophila simulans, 2098 nucleotides long. Its product is annotated as fibrillin-1. The record is from RefSeq and is a predicted model, not a curated record. NCBI's taxonomy places the organism in Eukaryota, Metazoa, Arthropoda, Insecta, Diptera, Drosophilidae. The coding region runs from base 537 to 2006 and encodes 489 amino acids. Gene Ontology annotation, molecular function: calcium ion binding. The transcript is spliced from 9 exons.
UUACUCUUUUGGCUUCUUUUCUAUUGUCGAUAUUACAAGCAAUUCGACGCGUAAUUCGAUCGCAUCAAAUUAAUUCGGUUAUUGAAACGCGUAAAAGUAGUGCGGUUAAAUUAUAGUUUGUGUCGGAUUGGGAUUAUAACUAAUUAAAUAUGAGUGUUCCGUUAAAAUAUUCAAAGAUAUUACAUUCCGCCAAUGAAAAACAUCAAAGUAAAAUGAACGUGUUGUAAAAAUGCUACAUUUUCGCGAGUGUUAGUGUAAAAUAAGUAAGAACCAUGAAAUAAACCAAAGCAGCAAGUUUUUAUUCAGUAAUUCACAAAGAACAUGCUGCCGUUUCCAUUGGCUUCUCCUCGCCAGCCGCCAAAUCGACUCGACAAUUUAUCAAAAUAUUUACAUAGACGAGAGAGACCCAAGGCAGACACUUAAAUGCAAGUUGGUGACAAGCCCCCAAUGGAGACACUUGAUUAAACAAAACGUUUACGUUCGGCUUAUGUUUUUUAGGUGAUCUAAUAAUUUACAUGUUUAUAUAACGAUUGUAAAUGGGCCAAGACAGAAUGGCAUCGUCAGUGAUUGUUUUAUACGCACUUAUGUGUAUCGGAUUCUCCACAGCUUCGUUAAAUGAUAAUCCCGAAAUCACCCCCGCAAUAGAUAACAAUUUACCUUUUCAAUAUGACAAUACCUGCUCGAGUCCUCCGCGGAUUAAAAAUGGUAAGGCGUCCGUCGAACAUCGCCGAAGUGGCGAACAUAUUUUUCUUGUGACCUAUUAUUCCUGCAAGAAAAACUACAAACUAAAACGUGCCGAAGAAAAUGCACUCUAUUGCUCAAAUGGGAUCUGGCUUGGCUUGAAACCCAAUUGCACAAAGAUUCGUAAAGGAAAAACGCGUCCGAAGAAGCAAAAGAAAAGAUGUGGGAUUAAUAAUGGCGGUUGUGCUCAUCUAUGCAACAGAUCGACUCAUAAAUGCGAAUGCUAUGAGGGUUAUACCCUGAAUACCACCGAUCUCACAAGCUGUAAUGAUAUCGACGAGUGUAAGGAAUCGAAUGGCGGCUGCUCUCAAGUUUGCUACAACUUUCCUGGUGAUUUCAUAUGCACCUGUAAUAGUGGUUUUAUAAUAGACGAGAUUGAUGAAAAAACUUGCUUGGACAUUGAUGAGUGCGCCGAUCCCAAACUUUCUUGGGACUGUACGGCUGGCUGCGAGAACCUAAAUGGAACAUACAAAUGCCUUCCGUCACUGGUGGGCAGAGUUGAACCCACCGACGGCGAAGGUUUCUCCCCGGGUGAAAUAGUGUGCAGGUCCGGAUUUAAGCUGUCCGCCGAUGGCAGUGAGUGUCAGGAUAUUAACGAAUGCGAUUUGGAGGAUAUAGAUUCAGUUUCUGGGCGAGUGACUUACCCUUACUGUGAGCACAAGUGUGAGAAUACAAUAGGUUCAUAUAUUUGCCAUUGCCCCGAAGGAUAUCAUCUACUCGAGGAUCGUCAUAGUUGUAUUUUGGAUGGCUCCGAAUUACCGCCAGUCAGAGAGGAAACACCAAGGACAACCAAAGCACCCAAUAUACCUUCAAACGAUAUAUGCCCUCUGUUUAAGAGUCCAGCCAACGGAAAGGCUUCUUGCAAUAAGUAUCUCCAAAAUGGCUUCAACUACACUGGUUGCAAUAUUACCUGCAACGCGGGUUAUAUCCUGCAGGGUUCACAAUUCGCGAGUUGUGGACACACCGGUCUUUGGUCCAGUCCAGAAGCCAAGUGCGUGGAAUCCCUCGCAUGGAGCUGUCCAGCUUUGACACCUCCACGCAAUGGACGUUUCUAUCCUGCCAGCUGCAAUAAUGCCCCAUCCAAAUCACACGCGAUUUGCGAGCUGUUAUGUGAUCGUGGCUAUUUGCCCGCCUCGGACUUACAGCUCGUUUGUACGACACCAUGGGGCUGGAUCCAAAGAAGAUGGCAGGCCGAUGGGCCACAAUAUGAGUUUCAGCAAUCAGUGAAACAGGACGAGGGCUGCGUGAAGAUCAUCCACCCUUAACCGGAUUAAUCCACUAAGCUCUUCAUUAAUUUUAACUUAUAAAACGCCACUCUCUUAAAUCAUAAAAAUAAAUUUAACCUAUACUGCACUGA